CCCAAAUCUUUGCAAGCACCUCCAAUGUUUCAGUCGUCGUAGAUCUUGGCAAUCCACGUAGCUUGAUGGCUUCCACCCGCUCGGACCACUGUCGUUCCAGCCGUAUGCAUGAUAUUGGAUGUUGCCAAAAUCUUGCAUGGCGCCAAUUUGUACCGCGACAAUCGUGCAAAUCCUAGGCUGUCCCCAUUGGACACCCCCAAAAUCUCUUUGCAUUUUGUAGCUCUGAGCGGAGAGCAUCGAGUAAGCUAUAGCACUAGCGAAUGUCUUCCUGCUCUGCCUUCGCGAGAUGAUGAUGAUUGGUUCGUCCCAAAAUCCUCAUCGCCUGUCUUCCAAAUAUAAGCCCGAUCGCGGUCUCUCGAAGAGGUUCCGAACGAUGGUGCCUUCUCUUUGAUCAUCCUCAAGAGUCAUAACACUUCUCCGCUCAAACCUCGCAACCCAUGGCGUUGUCCAUAGAAGCUCUGAUCGGUAUCAUGACCCUCCUGGUCACCUGUCCUCCAUCCGUUCUGGUUGUUUGGCGGCUCUUCAAGCGUCGACGGCAAAAUAGCGAAACCCUAGCAGGCAUUCGGCAGCUGCACAGACGCCAAACAUUCGCGUUCACGCGCGGUCAAACAAUCACGAUCGACAACAUAGAGACGCUCAUCGAGGCGGGUACAUUGGGCCAAUUGACCGGUUUGAUGAUCGAUUAAGUCCGCUUGCACAUGGAAUGAACAACACACGAGGAGAAAUAGGGUCAUGCUAGGUAGUGGGUGGUCCCGUCGGUUGUCGACAUUUAGCAUGCUUCGUUGGCGUGCUGGAUGUGUUGGACUGGUGGUGAGCUUCAUGUAUUGUGAAUCAAUGUCAGCAGGCGUCUAAGAGUGUAGAGUCAACACACGCACCUCUGAAAGUUGAAUAGCAUGAUUCUACGCUCUCGUAGCUCUAUGAUAGGUGCCCACGUUUUGGAGGCGGUAUUGUUUCGACGCAUCCGGAAAAUCGAAGACAUGAGACGUCGUGGACUUGAACC
Molecule: messenger RNA, 1000 nt
Organism: Mytilinidion resinicola
Lineage: Eukaryota; Fungi; Ascomycota; Dothideomycetes; Mytilinidiales; Mytilinidiaceae
Exons: 2
Coding region: 438-686 (82 amino acids)
Source: RefSeq, a predicted model, not a curated record